UGCCUGCGCUCGUUUCGUUCGCGAACAAAGCUUUGUAUUCUUUGUUCCAGUGCCUGUUCAACCUCAUCCUGCCGGUGCACUUUAUCGUCCGCAUAGUCGUGUAUCAAAUUUUGUCGAUAGAUUUCUUUUAGCACUGCAAAUUCACUAUCAUCGUUUGACUCAUGGAUGUGAUUUUGAUACAAAUCAUCGAAACUAUUCACAGCAUCCACCGUGAUAACUAAAGCUAGUAAUAGGCAAAUCGAUUGCCAGAACCACUGCCACCGUAUCACCAUAUUGCCUGAACAACAGUUAAUGCGUUCAGCAUAAACUACUGAACGCUAGCGAUCACUACACGAUACUACUAAGAAAGUGAGCUAUGAACAGAACCUUUUAGCAGAGUCGCACGAUUUGAUCUCUCACAUAAAUGAACACAAGGAAAGAGAGAAAAGGUCAGUGUUACUAACGACCACACUUUUAAAUAGGGCAAUAAUUAGCGCUACGAUAAUACUAAUAAUGUGUAUAGUGCAAUAUAAUAAAAACUGUUGUUAUUGAAUUCUUAUAUUUUCACAAACUGUUCUCUAAUUAACUAUUUAAACACGUUAUAAUGCUGGCGCGGUUACGUCGUUUGUUAACGAUUUUUAAUUCAAUACACGACACACAAAGAUGAAAAUCUACAUUUUAUUUCUAAAUUGGCAAUUUUUAUCAUUUUUUAAAAAAUAUAAUAUAAUUGCAAUAUCCUAUAGAGAAGGAAACAUAUCGUAAGUGUGAGUGAGUUAUGAGUGACCACAUCUUUAACAUAACUGCAACAGGUGGGUAUUUUUGGGCAAAGUAUGGCGCAAUCGCAAGACGUCCGGCACUGCUUUGGUUACCAUGGUGCCGGGAAAAUUGUAAAACACAACAAUUCCCUGUUUUCCUUUCAACGAAUAUCCUUUCGGUGCUGUACAGUUUUUUCGCAAUGGAGCUCGAAUUGACCCGUGUCGAUUACACCAACGUUGGAUUAACGGGACCCAACUGCCUACAGCUGUUGCCUCCUACGACGAACGUGUCGACCAGCGGUUCCAACAGUGGAUACAAGCAACAGCAAAAGGUGGCCAUUGGCGAUCAGGAUGGGGUGCUGCAGGUAUUUUCCAUGAAGAAGGACGAGCUGCAGGUCCACUUUAAAACGCUACCGAGCGAAAAGAUUGCAUCGGUAAAGCUCGGCGGCCAGUCUGGUUCGGUGGCGGAUAAAAUUUUUACCGCCUCCGAAAACAAGGUGCGUGGCUUCAACAAAAAAGGCAAGUUGUUUCUCGCCUUCGAGACGAGCCUAACGGAAACGAUACGCUCGAUGUGUGUCAGCGGCAGCGAUUUGCUGGUUUGUGGGAACCACGUGUACAAUCAUUACCGUGAUUGCAAGGAGGUGGGAUCGUACCUUUGCGGGGAUGUCAUCGUGGAUGUGGCGGCCCUCUGUCCAAACAACACUAGUCGAUUGAUAACGGUGCUUGCCUGUUCUGGCCGUGUGUUGCGCAUUCUCGAACAUGCCCGGGUACGUCAAACGCUUGAGCUGGAGAGUGUUCCAACGGUGCUGUACGUACCGAAGGGUAUAGGAGAUAGAAUUUUGUGCGGUUUCUCGGACGGAAGUGUUAUACUGUUCCAUCUGAAUCUACUGUCAACGGAGGUUAAACGAGAGGUUCUGGUCGCCGAUCGUGAGGGAGAUGGGAUUUUGAGUGCGGUUACUUGCGUCGCUACCUACGAUCUUUCGGGCGAUGGAAAGGAAGAGUUGAUCGUGGGCCGACGGGAUGGAACGCUGCAAGUGUUUGCGAUGAAUUCCGACGAGUAUCAAUUUGAGAUGGAAUGUACGCAAAUUUAUCGAGAAAACUUUAACGAAAGCAUAUCGGCCCUGCAGGGUGGAUGCGUCGGGGCCACAAACUACACGGAGAUAAUAGUGUGUACCUACUCUGGGCGUAUAUUUGGUCUGACAACACAAUGUAUUAGUAAAAGUCUCGGUGAUAAUGGGACACGGUCGGAUAAGAGCGCAGGGACACCGAUCGAUUCUUCAGCAAAGCUGCAACGCAUAAGGGCGGAGAUAUACGAACUAGAGCAAACGAUCGCAAAAGAAAGGGAACGAUAUCAACUUUCCACGCAGGCUCUUUCGUCUGGCCUGUCGGCAAUACCGAUGCUACCGAUUAAUGAUUCAUUUGUGCUGGUGAAGGAAGACGCUACGUUUCUUCUCUCACUAGAAAUCCCGACUCCAAUCGAGCACGUUUUACUGCAGUGUGAUGCACCGAUCACACUGUUGGAUGUGGAGAAAAAUACGGCUGUCGUCAGUUUCAGUGAGUGUGACAAGUUAAGUGGAAACAGUUUACUAGCGAGCUACCGUUGCCAGCUGAACACGAAUCGGAUCGAUUUAAAAUUCCGCACCAUUGAGGGCCAAACCGGAACGUUACAGGUGUACAUCACACCCAACCUGCAGCCAAAAUGUUGCCAACUAAAGCGUUACCCGAUAAAACCUCUAUCACUGCACAUGAUCGUACACAAUGCGACAGAUGAAAUGCUUGCACGGCCGAUGAAUGGGCUGACGCUGAAAGGUCCAUUCAGUCAGGCGGAAAUGCACAACUGGAUGAUAAACAGCAUUCCCGAGCUGCCGGAAAAGCUUUACGAAAGUGGCAAGGUGCAGUACACUUUUAGACAUGUGUUCAUCGGAACGAUGUUGAUCUGUGAGUAUGGUAAGGGGGAAGCCACCUUUCGGAGCGACAAUAUAUCGACCAUUUCGAUACUGAAGGACUUUAUCACCAAGGAAGCGACAAAGAAGCGAAUCAAGCUGGAAAUUUCUACAUCUAUUAAUGAAUCGACAAUUCCUUCGCUGAUCAAGCUUAUAGAGCCCAUGAUUCUACACUAUAACAAACUUACCAAGGAUUAUCAGCUCGCCCAAGCUCUGCUUGAUUUGGAUAUUCGGGAUGACGACGAGUUCAACACACUGUCCGAAGAGUAUCGUUUGCUCAUUCGCAACCAACAAUCGAUCGGAACGGAGUUUCGGAAGCAACCGACCAUAUUGAAUCGGAUUUACGGUAUUCUCACUGAUUUAUACAUUGAUAAGUUCAAGUUUAAGGGUGUGAACGUGAAAACGAAGCUACCACAGCUGAUCGAAUUGCUCGAAAACUAUUCGUACGAUGAGCUGGUACAGUUUUAUAGCGUAGUCAAAGCAGGGGAUGAAGACGUCGGCGACGUAUAA
Anopheles funestus (African malaria mosquito) is the source of this 3187-nucleotide messenger RNA. RefSeq names its product Bardet-Biedl syndrome 7 protein homolog. Gene Ontology annotation, molecular function: protein binding. The record is from RefSeq and is a predicted model, not a curated record. Gene Ontology annotation, biological process: intracellular protein localization; cilium assembly; intracellular transport. Lineage: Eukaryota; Metazoa; Arthropoda; Insecta; Diptera; Culicidae. Gene Ontology annotation, cellular component: axoneme; neuron projection; BBSome. The coding region runs from base 755 to 3187 and encodes 810 amino acids. The transcript has 2 exons.